AUGAACCCUAGCUUGAUAUCAAAGGCCGCCGGUCCCGCGCGAGUCCUGGCGCAAAAUGCUCCCAAGAUUCAAUGUUUAAGCAAAGGUGCCCAGCUUCAUACUGCGGCGUGGCAUGUCGGUUCUCGAGAUCGACCGUCUCUUAGGAAGGGUACUCAAUCUCCCUCUGCGAAGCGGUCGUUCCAUGCUACAAAUGCCGUUCAGUCAAAGGACCCUUACGGAGCUCUUGGUGUUAGCAAGACCGCAAGCGCUGGCGAGAUUAAGAAGGCAUACUACGGCCUAGCGAAAAAGUACCAUCCCGAUACGAAUAAGGAUCCUCAAGCCAAGGACAAGUUCGCCGAUAUCCAGUCCGCCUACGAGAUUCUUUCCGACCCCAAGAAGCGCGAGCAGUUUGACCAAUUCGGCGCCGCUGGCUUCGACCCCAGCGGAGGAGGUGCCCCCGGAGGUGGUGGUGGUUUCGGCGGAGGACAUCCAUUCUCUGGCUUCGGUGGAUUUGGUGGACAAGGAGGCUUCGGAGGCUUCGGUGGUCAGGGUGGAUUCGGAGCCGGAGUCAACUUCGAGGAUAUCUUUUCAGCAUUCACCGGACAGCAAGGUUUCGGCCGCCGAGGACGACAGCAGGCUUAUCAGCAGGAGAUCCUGGUCGGCGACAACAUUGAAGUCCAAGCUACGAUCAGCUUUAUGGAAGCGGCUAAGGGAACGAGCAAGACGAUUUCAAUCACACCCCUCAGCACUUGCGGCACAUGCAAGGGUAACGGCUUGAAGACUGGCACAUCGAGGAGUGCAUGUAGCGCUUGUGAUGGAUCUGGUACCCGGGUACACUUUAUGCAGGGAGGUUUUCAAAUGGCGUCGACCUGCGGAACUUGCGACGGUACUGGUACGGUUAUCCCCAAGGGCUCCGAGUGUAAGCCUUGUUCAGGAAACGGUGUUGUGAGGGAGAGGAAGACGAUCACAGUGGAUAUCCCUGCUGGUAUCGAGGACGGCAUGCGACUCCGAGUUGACGGCGCUGGUGACGCAGCUGCCACUGGUCGGGCCGCUGAGCCCAACGCUCGUAGCCAGAACGGAGACCUAUACGUCUUUGUGCGUGUCGCCAAGGACCCCAAGUUCCGACGAGACGGUUCCAACAUCCUAUACACAGCCAAUAUUCCUCUCACAACCGCUUUGUUGGGUGGUCAUGCAGAGAUUCCAACUCUGGAUGGAACAGUUAACGUUAAGGUUGCUACUGGCACCAACACUGGUGAUAAGAUCACCCUACCUGGUAUGGGUAUGAAGCGCCUCGGUUCCCGACGUGGCGGCAAUGGCGACCUCAGGGUCGAGUACCGGGUUUCAAUGCCCAAAUACUUGAGUGCCAACCAGCGAACUAUUGUCGAGGUGCUUGCCGACGAGAUGGGCGAUAAGACAGCUAAGCGAGUGAUGGGCGUUGGUUCUUCAAGGGACCCAAACGACCCUGAAUCGCAUAAAGAUGAGGGCUUCCUCAAGUCACUCUGGCAUACCCUGACCAACAACCCCGCUCACCAAAAGAUGAACGAGGAUGGAAGCCAGAACGACGGCUCAAAGAAGCCUGACGACAACGAUAAGAGAUAA
Messenger RNA from Fusarium coffeatum, 1578 nucleotides. RefSeq lists its product as uncharacterized. Gene Ontology annotation, biological process: response to heat; protein refolding. The transcript is spliced from 3 exons. The coding region runs from base 1 to 1578 and encodes 525 amino acids. NCBI's taxonomy places the organism in Eukaryota, Fungi, Ascomycota, Sordariomycetes, Hypocreales, Nectriaceae. Gene Ontology annotation, molecular function: ATP binding; heat shock protein binding. Gene Ontology annotation, cellular component: cytoplasm. The record is from RefSeq and is a predicted model, not a curated record.